This is a messenger RNA of Clonostachys rhizophaga, 660 nucleotides long. Lineage: Eukaryota; Fungi; Ascomycota; Sordariomycetes; Hypocreales; Bionectriaceae. The record is from the annotation of a GenBank genome assembly.
AUGUAUGAUGAAAUAGCGUUCCAAGAGGAAAGAAUUAUGCCACUUUCAGGAAUUUUACUCCUUCUCUCUGAACUCGGACACGCCCAGGUCCCGACGCCACAGCUUUACAGGCAUAGGUCCAGGCCCGAGGUUCAUGGCCUCUUGUCUCUUCGGCUCCCAAUCGGGGUGUGGCAGGGCAAGCUCGUAUCUGUGGACAACACUGGCAAGCAAGACAGUUUGCUCAAGGUAGCUGAUGUUGCGGCCAAUGCAGCCUCUAGCGCCGGCGCUGAAGCUGAUGAAGUAGGGCUGCAGGUCCUUGCCCUUUUCUCCCAGCCACCGCUCGGGGAUGUAGGAUUCGGGCUCGGGGAAGAUUUUGGAAUCACGGUGAGACACCCAGGCGGAAAUAGAUACCGUCGUAUCGGCGGGGAUGAAAUCACCGAGAAUGUUGCAGCCCUCGGGGGGAGUUCGGCGAGGCAGACCAAAGGUAGUAGGCGGGGUGAUGCGGAGAGACUCGUCAAGACAAGCGCGGAGGUAGGGAAGAUGCUUCACCUUGUCGUAGGGUGCAAUCACCUCGUCAGCGUCCAGAACAGCGUCAACUUCCUCACGGAGCUUGGCCAUGCAUUUGGGAUUCUUAAGAAGCCAGAACAUGACGUUAUUCAUGGCAAUAGCGGUAGUGUCUGA